Sebastes umbrosus (honeycomb rockfish) is the source of this 1369-nucleotide messenger RNA. RefSeq names its product annexin A2-like. The transcript is spliced from 13 exons. Gene Ontology annotation, molecular function: calcium ion binding; phospholipase inhibitor activity; cytoskeletal protein binding. Gene Ontology annotation, cellular component: cytoplasm. The record is from RefSeq and is a predicted model, not a curated record. The coding region runs from base 149 to 1162 and encodes 337 amino acids. Lineage: Eukaryota; Metazoa; Chordata; Actinopteri; Perciformes; Sebastidae.
AGGGGAGGGAACCUGAGUCAGGGGAGGUGAAAGGGGAAGCCUUUUUCUCUGCCAGAAAAGUUAAACCUUCACACUCCCAUUCCACUUUAACACCGCCUGGACACAUCUCUACAAUUCAUCUCAACGCUCACAACUUAGGACAGUCAAGAUGGCUAUGGUAUCAGAGUUCCUGGGACAGCUGGCUCUCAACGUUGGGUCCUGUGAACCCACAUUCCCCACCGUGGUGCCCGCCAAGGACUUUGACCCCGACAGAGAUGCUGCCAGAAUAGAGACUGCUAUCAAGACCAAAGGAACGGAUGAACAAACCAUCAUCGACGUCCUAACAAAGAGGACCUACUCACAGAGGAGAGACAUUGCUUUUGCAUAUGAAAGGAGGGCAAAGAAGGACAUGAUCUCAGCCCUGAAGGCAGCGCUGUCUGGCUCUCUGGAGUCAGUGAUCCUCGGAUUGAUGAAGAGCACAUCCCAGUACGAUGCCUCAGUGAUCAGAGGAUCCAUCAAGGGCGCAGGAACAGAUGAAGAAACACUGAUUGAGGUUUUGUGCUCACGCAGCAAUGAUGAGCUUAUGGAGAUCAAGAAGGUGUACAAGGAAUUGUUCAAGAAGGAGCUGGACAAAGACGUGGCAGGUGACACCUCUGGGAACUUUGCUAAGCUGCUCUUGGCUCUGGUGCAGACCAAGAGAGCAGAACCAUCGUCUCUAGUCGACUAUGAAAAGAUUGAUCUGGAUGCCAGAGCGCUCUUUGAGGCCGGGGUGAAUACAAAGGGGACUGAUGUGCCGACCUGGAUCACCAUCAUGUCUGAGAGAAGCGUACCCCACCUGCAAAAAGUGUUUCAGAGGUACAAGAGUUACAGCCCCUACGACAUGCAGGAGAGCAUUAUGAAGGAAGUCAAAGGAGACUUGCAAAAGUCCUUCCUGGUGCUAGUGAAGUGCUUUGAAAACAAACAGCUGUACUUCGCCAGCAGACUGAACGAAGCCAUGAAGAGUAAAGGAGCCAAAGAGAAGAUAGUGACCAGAAUUAUUGUGUCACGCUGCGAGGUGGACCUGAAGAAGGUCUGUUCUGAAUACAAGGCCACCUUUGGAGAGUCUGUGCAGAAGACUAUCAUGGAACACACCAAGGGAGACUACCAGAAGGUGCUGCUGGGCCUUGUCGGACCAGAGCACUAAAAAUGAACCAUCAGUAUCAAAAGGUGCACCGGAAAGGUGGGCUCAUGAAUAUCACAAACUCUGCAGCAAAAAGCCCAUCCUACAUUUUCUGCACACAUUUUAAUGCAACAUUCAAGAGAUUACAUUUAUCUUUUUCAUCCAUGAAUAAUCUGUAUUACAGCUUACUUUUGUUAUACCAAAACGGCAAUAAAAACCUUUGUUAGAGCA